Molecule: messenger RNA, 2274 nt
Organism: Magallana angulata
Lineage: Eukaryota; Metazoa; Mollusca; Bivalvia; Ostreida; Ostreidae
Product: blastula protease 10-like
Exons: 13
Coding region: 1-1698 (565 amino acids)
Biological process (GO): proteolysis
Molecular function (GO): metalloendopeptidase activity; zinc ion binding
Source: RefSeq, a predicted model, not a curated record
AUGACACACAAAAUUAGUGGUGCUUUGCCCGGGCCCUCGCCGGUCAUAUAUAACCGGUUAUCUCGAAUCCUUGCCCAGCAUCUCGACGUUUUACAUGACAGAAACCAAAUGGCCCUUUACACGGCAACUUUUUUUUACCUGUCUAUGCUGGUAUACCUUUCCCAGGUAGUUACAGCGGACUCUGAUCCACAGCAAGACGAGGGAACUCUGAUGAGGGACCUGCUCACUUUGUUAAAGAGACGUCAGGGGCCUGUUCACCCCCUGCGACGGUCGGAGUCCGGGGGCACGGAGACAGGGGCGCAGGGAGGAGAGGUACCCAGUAAGGGGAAGAUCAGUGAUUUAACCAAAGAAAGCUGGGAGCGGAUCAAAAACCCCACAAAACAACUGGACACCUGGAAUGGAGAUCAGAAUGUACCAGAGGCGGAUCUAAUGGAGAGUUUCGUGGUCAUGGACGGCGAUAAAAAACUAAAGCCGGUCGAUCUCAGACCAUGGGACAAAUCUGUGGUGAAUGCAGAGAGCAACGAUGUCCAUGUCGAGGGCAGAGAAAGCGGAAAUGACGCAACGAGUAAGAGCUUAAAGAAGAGGAAUUUCGCCAAAGAUGAACGACUUUGGGAGUAUGGGGUCGUACCUUACGAAAUCGAUCCCAAAAUAACCCAGUCUGACAUGAUAGCCACCAUCAAGGCGGGAAUCGACCAGAUGAACAAGUACACGUGCUUACGCAUCCUGCCUCGUUCUCAGACCACAAAUAUGAACCUUCCACACAAACAGUACUUACUGUUCCAGCCAGAUUCGAUCUGUAUCUCGUUUAUCGGGAGGUAUGAAUACCUGAACUCAGACGCCCAACCAAUCGGACUCAGCUAUCCCCUGUGUAACCAGGUGCAGACGAUCUUGCACGAGCUGAUGCACGCAAUCGGCAUGCACCACGAGCAGUCACGUGACGACAGAGAUCGCUACAUCAAGAUAUUUUACGACAAUAUCGUGGGUGGCACCGGAAACAAAAACAUGAACAUUUACCCCACUUUCGACAGGUACCCGUACGACGCCGAGUCUGUGCUUCAAUAUGGACUGUAUGACCUCGCUAUGAACGGUAAUCAGAAAACAAUGGAGCUGAGAGACAAGUUGCUGGAGUUUCUUCCCGCCAUGACACGAAACCUGUCCUUCUACGACGUCGCAGAAAUCACUAAGGCAUACCAGUGUACAGACCACUGUCCGUCCGUUCCGAUGUGUGAGAACGGCGGCUUCGUCCACAAGGGCUGCGAGUGUCUCUGUCCCAAAGGUCUAAAGGGACAAAGGUGUGAGGAGGCCGACACAGACUCAGGUUGUGGCGGGAUAAUUACACUAGCAGCAGGAGAGAGCCGUGAAAUCACGACACCUAACUACCCCAACAACUACAACAGAGGCGCUCAGUGUACCUGGUUAAUUAAGGGACCAGAGGAUAAGCAAAUAAAGAUGACGAUUCUGGAAUUCCACGUGGCCUUCAACCAGCAGCGGCGCUUCUGCUACCAUUGGGUGGAGAUCAGAUACAACCUGAUUGGACAGACCGGCAUCAGAGAAUGCGGAUACCAUCGGCCGGGGAGUGGCGUGUAUGUCAUGACGUCAUCAGACGCCAAAGGCAAACUGCUUCUACUGUUUAAUAGCGCCUUCAAUGCUAAUGUAGCGCCGACCAAAGGUUUCAAACUGAAAGUAGAAGUCGUUUGAUAUUUUUUAUACGCGUACGGCUGAUUUAUGCUGAAAAAAAAAAUAGAAUUUCUUGUUAGCGACAAAUAUCUUUCAGUUGGCCAAAGGGCACAACGAGAAAACAUGUGCCUUUAUCCAGUUGCCAUUUUUUUCAUCUUUUGUAGGCCUAUCGAAUUUUCAUAAUUAAUCAAAAUAAAAUUGUUCUUUUCUGCAAUUUGGUAUUGAAUAGUCAUUUGAUAUUCCUAUAAUAAUCACUUUUUACACUUUUUUUUUGGCGAAAUAUAUAAAUAACAUGUUAUUAUUAGGUUGUUUGGUAUCAACAGAAAGAAAGUUAUGUUGGUAAACAGAUUUGCGUCACAAAAAGUUUCUAUCUUUGAUAUGUUAUAAAUAUGAUGACAUUAAUUAAAGUGAAAAAAGAAACCUCGGCCGACAAAUGCUGAAUGACCGACACAGUUAGACGAAUGUUAGACAAUAUAAGUACAUUGAUAACAUAUGGCAUGUUUGGACACGGCAGAUCGUUUGUACUUGGGAAAUUUUUUUUAGACUAGAAAAGCAUGGUAAUGUGCAAAGUGUAUACAUAUUAAUAAAAGUUGUUUA